Molecule: messenger RNA, 2371 nt
Organism: Salpingoeca rosetta
Lineage: Eukaryota; Choanoflagellata; Craspedida; Salpingoecidae
Exons: 2
Coding region: 4-2241 (745 amino acids)
Source: RefSeq, a predicted model, not a curated record
CACAUGUGCCUUUCGCAAAUUUUCCGGCAAGCAAAAAACUGCACAGUCAGCACCGCAGCUGAAAACAAAAAAACGGAACAACCACACCAAGACAGACACACACACACGAUGGCUGCGGAUGGUGUUGUGGAGGUGCUGCAAGCGGCUGUGAGCGACACAUGGCUGUGGGCAGGCUCCAUGUCCACGAUCGUGCAGGACGUUCCCGCGGAGGCGUGCCGGUACUACGAGGAUGCCGUCGGGGAGGGUGCGUGCGGUGACUUGACACACGCCGUGCACACGACACAGCAUGCGCUUAUGGCAUGGGUCCGUGUUCUGGUGACACUGGCGUGGGCGCUGGCGCUGUUCCUGUACGAGAACCCGCUGGUGCUGGCCGCGCUUGCCGGCCUUGUGCUCCUGUACAUUGCCACGCGCCUCAUGGUGCGGGCCACGCGCCGGCUGAUGGCGCUGGUGCGGCGAUACGUUCGAUUGGCCAUGGGGCGUGCCGAGCGUGCCGCGGCGGCGUAUCGGCGGUUCCUGGAUCGCGUGCGCCGGCAGUCGCGCGUGGUGGCUGCGCUGCUGCCGCCCAUUUCCUUCUUUGUUGUUUGGGGCUAUGCUCUCACCUUUGACACGGUGCUGCGGUUCAUGGACUGGCCCUUUGCAGCAGACGUGCUUGCACGCGUCUGGCCCACCUGCAUGUCCAUCGCCGCCAUCGUGCAGAUUGAGGACAUUGUUCCUGCUCCGACCCAGCUCGACAGCUCUGCAGCCAAGGGCGCUCUUGCCGCUGCUGCACCGCCGCCGGCAACGCCGCCGCCGUCUGCCCGCCAUCAACAGGUGCACCAGCAACCUGACGCUGCGAACCGGGGUCGCCGCAGCAUGCUCGCUUCGCUCUUCAGCCGCAGUGGCACCACUGACACCGACGCAGACAACACGCAUCACGCCAGCAACGGCAACGACAACGGCAACGGCGCAGUGUUCCAAUCGCCCCACUCGCGGCGCCUGCGCAUUCCGACACCUUCACACGGUCGCAUCUCAACACGCAACCACAGCCACAGUCCCACCACCACCAGCAGCAGCGGUGGGUCCUCUGGGGUCAGACGCCGUGUGGCCACUCACCAUCGCAGCCAUAACGAUGGUCACACCACCUCACACACAACAGCGGCAGCAGAGGCUGGGCGUGUGGAUGUGGUUGUGCGGUGGCUGGAGUACUGGGUGUGCUUUGGUGUGCUCACCACGUGCUCGCGCGUGCCCGUGCUGUCGUCGACGGCGUACGCGCUGCUGCCCUAUGCGCACGUGGCACACAUGACGCUGCUGCUGUGGCUGGUUGCCCCGUUGAUUGGCGGCACGCGCAUUGUGUUUUCGCUGCUGCGCAAUCACGUGUUUACGACGGCUGUGGCAUCGCCGGCCUCCCGUCGCUUUCAGCACGUGCUCGCUGCAUACGUCACGCCGCUGUGGGCCGUGGCCAAGAUGGUGGUGCCCACGCGCGUGCAGCGUGUGCUGAUGGCACUGAGCGCCCUGUUCACGGACACGUCCGUGUUUCUGAUUGCGCUGCCAGCGGUGUUCUCGCCACGCUUCCUAACGCGCUUUGCGGCAGUGCUUGUGGCCUACAUGUACCCGGCGUACAAGACCACGUGCGCCCUCUCACACGCAGACCUCGCCCUUGACGCCGCACGUGCCGUUGAUGCUGCUGAUGCUGCUGAUGCUGAUGGUCGUACCGUUGGUGGUGACAGCGACGACGAUGGUCACGUGCAUAGUCGUCGCCGCGAUCGUCAGGAUGGACGCGGCAGUGACAUCACCACCGCCACCACCACCGCGCGCCACGACCGUGUUGUCGGGGCGACAAACGUCUUGCUGGGCUGGCUCAAGUACUGGGUGGUUCUGGUGGUGUUUGAGGUGGUGUGGGCAGGGCUGACGCGCGUGACGCACGACAGCGUGCCGUUGUGGUGGGACCUCCACAUUGGCGUGGUGAUGCUGCUGCAGCUGCCUGCGCUUGGUGCCGCCGCCUUUCUCUUUGAUGACUUUCGCGUGUCACCGACGCACGCGCUGCGACGUUUGGGCAACAUUGCCGCGUCGCUCCUGUCGCCCUGGUCAUUGCGCGCAUCAGUCGGUGGUGACGUGGGUGCGGCACAUGCGUUGAACGAUGACGUUGACGAUGACGAUGACGAACAUGAUGACGAUGAGACGGCGAUUGUUGACGAGGCUGCUGCCGGUGUUGGUUAUGCACGUGGCAGUCGCGGUGUGGAGACGCACGACAAGAACGCUUGAUGUGCGAUCAUAUUUGUGUGCGUGUUUGUGUGUGAGAGAGAGAGAGAAAGAGAGUGUGGUGAGUGUGUGUGUUUGUGCGAGUGAGUGUUAUGUUACUUUGUGCAUAAUCGAUUGUUAAACAUAACCGCCG